Betta splendens (Siamese fighting fish) is the source of this 7735-nucleotide messenger RNA. Its product is annotated as collagen alpha-1(I) chain. The record is from RefSeq and is a predicted model, not a curated record. Gene Ontology annotation, molecular function: extracellular matrix structural constituent. The coding region runs from base 237 to 5693 and encodes 1818 amino acids. The transcript has 68 exons. Lineage: Eukaryota; Metazoa; Chordata; Actinopteri; Anabantiformes; Osphronemidae.
AAGCUCUGCAGCGGGCCAGGGGAGAGCAACAAGAGGAGGUUAGGAGAAGAAGUGAAGAGGAUGAGAAGUCAGUCACUCUGUGUGACAAUACUGCGAAAACUACCUAAAAUUAUUCAAGAGACCGCUUCAGGGAUGGACCUGUCUUUAACUUUAGCUUGACAGAAAUAGGUUUUAUAUCCGGAACCCACUCUGACUUGUCGUCAACACUUAAUUGCCAAAGUGAAAACACGGGGAAAAUGUUCUCCUGCUUCCUCAAAUGGACACUUUUCUGGCUCCUACCCAUAAGCACCGCCACACCAGACGGCGGAACCGUAGAGUUUGGAGACGAGUCCGGCUCCGGGAUGUUGUCGACAGAUGAAGUAAACAUUCUUCAGGAGAUUUCUCUUCAGGUGGUAAACAGCAGUAAUGCCUCCAUGAUUGUGGAGGAUAAGUGUCCAGUUCUGCAGGUGGGACAGUACUCCACCUUGGCUCUUUCCCUGCGACAGCUCUUCACCGAUGGGUUUCUACAUGAGUUCAGUUUAUUGGUGCAGCUGCGGAGUCCUCAGAGACAAGAACACAGUGUUUUCACCAUGCUCAGCCCUAACAACCACCUCAUGAUGCAACUGCGAAUCAGUGCUCAUGCAGUCAUUUUCAUAGGAACACAGCAACAACAUUAUGAGUUCUCAGUCAGCGGCCUGUCUGAUGGAAAGUGGCACCAUGUGUCUCUCAGUGUGUCUGCCAAGCAGCUGGCACUGUAUGUUGACUGCUCUCUGCUGGAGUACGUUGACUGGGACUAUCAUGGCAUGGGGAUCAACACCAAUGGGCUGCUUAUUUUUGGAGGCAUUAUCGAGGGCUUUGAAACUCCCUUAGAAGGCUUUAUCCGACAGCUGACCUUCCUGUUAAACAACCCAGAUGCCGCCCGACAACACUGCAGCCACUACUCGACGUGCUGUGGUGAGACAGCCCCAAAGCCCCCUCGUACUCCCCGUACCAACAACGCCUUGGAGGAUAACCUACAUGUGGAUCCUGAGGAUGAUUCAUUUUUAAGGUUCGACAGAACUAAUAUGUUCCGGCUCCGUGGGAAUUCUAGAGGGGAUGGAACUGUGCCUUCAGGACCUAAACGGAAAGGUUCAUUAAUUCGUGGUGAUGUCUUUUUGGUGGACGAGGAUACUGAUUUGUUGGAUCCAGUCGUUCAAAACGGUGGAAAAGUGAACCCUCAGUGGAAGGGUUCCAGAAAUGGCCUCCAAAAGGGUAAACCUGAUCUUUUCUCUAAACAUUUCGAUGAAAACAUUACCACUGGAAAAAAGACAGAUUCAAAUGGUCAGUUUUCAUCGUUCCCUAAAAAACCUUCUAACGACAUUAUUGACCUGGACACUGGCAAGACCCCCAAAAAGCCAAAAGUGGGAUUUUCUGGACUCCCUACCAUCUCCUCUGAUCCAAGAACUUCCAAAGACUCCAACAAUUUAAAGGAGGAGGCAGAUGCAGAGACCACAACAUUUUUACCUAGAUAUCAUGUCACCACAUCUGGGUCCUUGCCAAAAGAUGUAGUUGAGAAGAACUUUACGCAAAACACAACACACUUUGAUCAUAUAGUUGAGCACAACAAUAAACUGCCAGACAAAAAGCACCCUGAGAUUUUCACCAUUGAAUCUAAGCAGGGAGACCUGGUCCAGGGAUCAGAUGACAAAAUAUAUCGUCUCCAAAAGGGACCACCAGGUGAAUUGGGCCCUCCAGGAUCACAAGGUUGUCAUGGUGAAAAAGGUCUGCCUGGGUUUAAAGGCAAUAGGGGUAAGAUUGGGCCUGAAGGGAGCCCAGGAAAAAAAGGGGAACAAGGACCUCCUGGACCAGCAGGUUUACCAAGUUUCUACCUCUGGAGGAACACUGCUGAGGAAUGGACUGCUUUCCAGCAAACCAGUUUUUACCAACUACUACGUGCUGGUUGGCCUAUUAAGGAAGGUCUAACAGGAUGGCCUGGAGAAGUGGGCAAACCAGGCAUGCAGGGGCCACCUGGUGAACCAGGGCAGAGUGGCCAACCAGGGAUGCAAGGCGAGAUGGGUGAGUGUGGUCCAAGGGGCCCUGUGGGACGACCUGGGGUCCCUGGGAGGGAUGGUGGUAAUGGAGAAGAUGGUCAGCCCGGGUCUCCUGGUGCUCCUGGAUCACAGGGCGCCUGGGGAUACAGAGGGGAACGAGGGUUCAAAGGGGAAAAAGGUGAUGAGGGUCGUGUUGGUCUCAAAGGUAUUAGGGGCGACACUGGUGAACCUGGUGAGAAGGGCUUAACUGGUUUACCUGGCCCACCUGGUCCUCUUGGACCACCAGGACCUCAGGGAAUCCAAGGGGGAUAUGGGCCAGAGGGACCAUGUGGACCUGAUGGGGAGAGGGGCCUGGAUGGUACCCCAGGUCUGACAGGGCUGAUGGGUGCACCAGGUUUAACAGGAAAUGUUGGUGCGAACGGAAUUAAUGGCUCAAGGGGGGACAUGGGACCUAUUGGCAGUAUUGGUCCCAAAGGACCACAGGGACCUCCAGGUUUAGAGGGCCAGUUAGGACUUCCAGGUCAGAGAGGACCCCAAGGACUCCCAGGACAGAUUGGUGGACCUGGGCUGGAAGGAGAUGAUGGGCAUGUGGGACCAAUGGGGGUCGGAGGAUAUCCUGGCUUUGAGGGGCCCAUGGGUGCGCUAGGAGGGGAAGGUCCUAUGGGUUUUCCCGGUACACCGGGUCAAAUUGGUCCAGAUGGUGACAAGGGCAAUAUGGGACCUAAAGGAGACAAAGGUUUUCAGGGAGCAGCAGGUAUUAUGGGUCUUCAGGGAGAGAGGGGCCCCACUGGUUUCCUUGGCUUCCCAGGGACUGAGGGCCAGCCAGGCCCUAAAGGUGAUGUGGGUGUAAAUGGAGAAACUGGCCCUCAGGGAAAACAGGGCAGCCAUGGGUUAAAGGGGAACAGGGGACCUGAUGGACAUAAUGGAAAAUCAGGAAGCAGAGGCAGCAAGGGUCGGAUAGGACAGAGGGGCUACACUGGCCAUCCAGGCACACCGGGCCUGGCUGGACCAUCUGGACCAAAGGGAGUAGAAGGAAAGCCUGGUACACAGGGUCCUUCAGGUGCAGUAGGGAGUUUGGGCAGUAAAGGACAAAUGGGCUUUUGGGGAAUCACUGGUGAGAGAGGAAGAGAUGGUUCACCAGGUUCUUCGGGACCACCAGGAAAGAUAGGACCUCCAGGCUUACUAGGGCCACCAGGAGAUAGGGGUUUCACAGGGAAACCAGGCAUGGAGGGACCUCAGGGCCCAGUAGGCAUGUAUGGUAUCCAGGGAAACACAGGCAUGCGUGGGCCUCCCGGUUUUAUAGGAGAAAGGGGUGAGCCAGGUUUACAAGGUUUACCUGGGCCUUUGGGGAAGUCAGGACCUCCGGGUCCUCGAGGCCCAACUGGACAGAAGGGACUCCAGGGACCUCUGGGUCGGCCUGGAGAUGGAGGGCCUGUGGGGCUACAGGGCCCACCAGGCCCUCCAGGUGUCCCAGGUACUGAAGGGGCACCUGGAAAACCUGGACCCAGGGGAAGCAUUGGGCCUUCAGGACAUCAGGGGCUACAAGGUCCAGUGGGAAUCCCAGGUCCACAGGGUGAGGAUGGAUUACCGGGAGCAUCAGGGGAACAAGGCCCAAAGGGUUUACUUGGUUCACCUGGAGAUGCUGGCCCCCCAGGACAAGUUGGACAACAGGGUCUACCUGGUCAAACCGGAAUUGUGGGCCCACCUGGACGGAAAGCAGACCAGGGGGACAUAGGGCCCUGUAACAGACCUGGUCCUCCAGGGCCUCCAGGAGAAAGAGGUCUUGACGGUCCAAAAGGCUUACAGGGACCAAUGGGACCUGUGGGUAAAGAGGGUGAUGUUGGACCUACUGGUGAAACUGGGAAUACUGGUCCUAAAGGAGAAAAGGGUGAGGUGGGACUUCUAGGUUUAUCUGGUCGAGAGGGACCUUGGGGAGCCCCAGGAAAGAAUGGAGAAAUGGGUCUUAAGGGAGAAAAGGCCCACAUUGGACUAAUGGGUGAAGCGGGGCUGAUGGGAAAAGUGGGACCUGUAGGUCUGGCAGGUUUACAGGGAAUGGCAGGACCUCGGGGAUCCCCGGGACCAGAUGGACCUCUGGGACAAAAGGGGCAGUCUGGGCUUCUGGGAAUUAUUGGACCUCCCGGCUUAGCUGGCCCUCAGGGAAUAACUGGAGCACAUGGUGUCAGAGGCAAAACUGGGAAGCUAGGGCCCCCUGGUCUAUUGGGACAAGUUGGGCCUCAGGGAGACCAUGGAGUUAAAGGAGAACCAGGACCACAGGGACUGAAGGGCAAGCCAGGUCCUCCAGGCCCACAAGGGGAAUGCGGUGAGGAUGGGCUGCCUGGAAUCCAAGGUCCUCCAGCACUCCUGGGGUUUGAGGGUCCUGCUGGAGAGAUGGGACCCCAGGGUCCUCCAGGUCCCACAGGGUCACCAGGACAGCAAGGCAGAGCAGGAGCUGGGGGGAAACAAGGCAUUAAAGGAGAGAAAGGUGAUGAUGGUGAGAAUGGGUUUUUAGGGAAGACAGGGACUGCAGGAAGGAGGGGAAAACGUGGAAAGGCAGGAAUGAGAGGGAUAAGGGGAGACAGAGGACCAAAGGGAGAAAAGGGAGACACAGGACCAGAAGGACUUUCUGGGUGGCCAGGUCUUAUUGGACUUCCUGGGCUGCGUGGAGAGCUGGGAAAUGAAGGUGAAGAAGGAAAAGAGGGAGGAAAAGGGGAAAUAGGACUGCCUGGACCACCCGGAGAUGCUGGUACAAAGGGUAUUUGUGGUCCUGUUGGGUUGCAAGGUCCAGUGGGCCUAAAGGGAGAGCAGGGGAGUAUUGGUCCUCAAGGCCCUCAAGGAACACUAGGGAUGCCAGGGUUACCUGGUUUGUUUGGAUUAAAGGGGUUCAAAGGCUAUGAAGGAUUACCUGGUCUCCCUGGCAGCAGAGGGCUGCAAGGUCCACCCGGGAUUCCUGGACCUCCAGGGCGGUCACUUAAUGUGACCUUGACUCAACUCAGGGACCUGAUGUAUGUCUCCGAUAGGCCCAAUUAUCUUCUGAUCCAGAGUCUGCUAGACUCUCUGCAGCUGGAGGUUCAUCUGCUAGUCGAUCCACCUAAUGGCAGCAAAGAACAUCCUGCCACCACCUGUUCCGAGCUCUGGCUCUGUCACCCUGAAUAUAACAAUGGAUUGUACUACAUCGACCCCAACCAAGGCAGCCCAGCUGACGCCUUGCUGGCAUACUGCAGCUUUUCCUCCACAUCGAAACAGACUUGCCUUCAUCCUCAAAACUCUCAGCUGCCCAUGAAAGCUUGGCUAGGAGAAUUUUCUGAAAAAAAGUCUUUUGAAUGGCUCAGCAGGCUGGACCAGGGGUUUCAGUUUUACUACCCAGGUGCAAAUGUGGUCCAGAUGCGUUUCCUAAGAUUACACAGUCGCACAGCUGUGCAGAAGGUGACUCAUUCUUGUCAUUCUGGACACACUUUGGGCCAGACAGGCAGAGAAAUCAAAUUUCUCGCUGACACAAGAAAGCAAAGUUACCUUGGAGCACUCAAAGAGUGUGUGCCUGCACAGGGGACGGUAUCUGGAGCUCGGGAGGCUGUGUUUGAGUUUGAGGACCUUCAGCUGCUUCCUUUGAGGGAUAUGGCUUUAAUGGGAGGUGGAAACGUGACACACCAGUUUGGCUUCACUGUUGGGCCUGUGUGUUUCAGCUAGAAGUUCGACGAAACUGUGCUGUGGCGAAGGACACACAGGUCUAGGACACACAUCCCACUUUAAAACACAAACACCAAGAAGACAAUUAGAGUAUAUUUUCAUGCUUUGGAGGACUCCUCUUGUUUUGGGUGAUUUUUUUUUGUUUGUUUGUUUUUUGGUGGAAUUUAAAAGCUCUUGUGUUCUUUCACAGAGCGGUCAGUUUUAUUGACAUUUAGCUAGCUUGUACUGGGUUAUUUAAUGUUUUCCUUAUUCAUAUACAAUGUUCUUAUUUUUUCGUUAUGUACUGUAUUUAGGACCUAUGUUAUAACUUGUUACUGUUGUACAGUAUAUAAAAGACUGACUGGCCUGCUUCAAACCAUUGGCCAUGUAUGACCAGGUCAUUGAUUGUACUCCCACUGCUUAGGUACUGUAAGUGAAGUCAUGUGUCACUUUUCUCACGGUGCUGAUAAAGUUUUAUUGAAAGAAGAACAUUUAAUUUCAAAUACAGUAGAAACAGGGCAGUCAUAUAAUCUUAUAAUUGUAUGUCUUUAACAUCUCAGGUACAAUAUGAUAUUUUUAUAACAUACACAUGGACACUAAAGCUACAAUAUGUUGGUGAGUUUAUGCACUUAAACUAAGAAUUAAAAGUUUUUACCAUAAGCUUUAACGGAUAAUUUCUUCAAGAUUCAAACUACCAGUGGAGUGAUCUAAUAACAUAUAUGUGAAGCCUAGGCUCGAUGCUCACCAAUUGGCUGCCACAAUAACAUUACCUGGUAGUAGAAAUCUUGUGGUGUUGGGUUAGCUUGGCUCAAAUUUAAAACUGGUCAUGACUGUCAGAACACAUGUAACAUGUAACCACAGACUAGUCAAAGUACCUAUGCUGAUUUCUGUUUAAUCUGUGUACAUAGGACUGACACUUCAGUGAAGAUACUGUACCAACAUUAUUUACAGUUGAUGCCACAGACUAUAUACUGUACUGUACUAUCAAGCCAUAACUCAGACACCAAAUGCAUAUUGUUCCACAACUGUCCACUUCAACCCAUACACUAUUUCUAUCUCUCCGCUUAACGCUUGCUAAAAAGGGCAGUAUUCAUUUGUUAAGAUGUAUAGGGCUUUUUAAAUAAAAAUACAUAUUAGCUGUUUUUAAAGAUUUACAUUGUUGGAAUAAUGAGUUUAAAGCUGAGAGCAGCAUUACUGAAAAGAGGUGCUUGAAUUUGUUGACGGUAAGAAAAAAAUCUUUCAGUCUUAAAAUUAAUCACUUAAAACGCCAAAUUAGAUCUGCCAGAUCUGCCAGUCACAAACAAGAUUAAAUCAAUGGAAAACCAAAAAUAAUAGAAUAAAUAAACAUUUAAUAAUCUGCCAAAAAUGCUGCUACUUAAAAAAAUAAUUAAAACAACAACCCAGAAGGUGAAAAGGAAACCUGAAAUUAAACAAGAAAAAAAACUACAGGUUACAUUAAGCUGAACCACAUUUCAGUCCUAGUCUGAGCACCUAUCAGCAAAUAUAAGUAAAGGAAAGCUUCUAUUUUUGUUGUUAAAAUUUUAAGCUAAACAUCCGGAGCUUAUAGAGCAUUUGCCUUUACACGACAAUACUAUCAUUUAUUUUUCACUGCACUGUAAAUGUUAUGUUUCAGUUUGACUGGAAACUAAGUGUGAAUAAAGUAUCCCACUCCAAGGGAGUAGAAGAUACAGCUGAGGAUGAUUUUGAGGAGUGAAGUUUACCAGUUCAUCCAAAACAGCGACUCUGAGGUUAGGACACAAGCCAAAGUUCAUGUUAAUGUACUGAUAACCACAGGUCUGCAAAUUGUGGCCUAAUGAUUUUGGACAAAAAUUUGACAUAUUAUUUUUAUAGCUUGAUUUGUCAUCAUUUGAUAUGAUUGCCUUAGCUGGCUGAGACUGAUCAUUGUUGUUACAGUAUAUAUGGUCUGUACAAAAUAUUUUAAAUAGGAAGUGACAUGCUGGACAUCUGUCUCAUGUGCUCUCUAUACAGUAGCUUACUGUAUAAUAAUGAUUAUUGAACUUUUUUAGAGAAUUAUGUUAGCUUAAUAAAAAUGCAUAACCAAA